Messenger RNA from Oncorhynchus kisutch (coho salmon), 1166 nucleotides. Its product is annotated as ATP-binding cassette sub-family B member 6, mitochondrial-like. The transcript has 8 exons. Gene Ontology annotation, molecular function: heme binding; ABC-type heme transporter activity; ATP hydrolysis activity. The coding region runs from base 12 to 863 and encodes 283 amino acids. The record is from RefSeq and is a predicted model, not a curated record. Gene Ontology annotation, cellular component: vacuolar membrane. Gene Ontology annotation, biological process: transmembrane transport; heme transport. NCBI's taxonomy places the organism in Eukaryota, Metazoa, Chordata, Actinopteri, Salmoniformes, Salmonidae.
AGGUGAAGGACAUGGUGAAUGCAGGGAACCUUCUCUAUAAACUGGGAAAAGUGGAGUUUGAGAAUGUGUACUUUAGCUACACUGACGGGAAGGAGAUCCUUAAGGACGUAUCAUUCACUGUGCAGCCAGGCCAGACUGUUGCAUUGGUUGGCCAGUCAGGGUGUGGUAAGAGCACCAUCCUUCGCCUGCUCUUCCGUUUUUAUGACGUCCAGGGGGGAUGCAUCCGCAUCGAUGGCCAGGACAUCUCUAAGGUGAAGCAGGUGUCUCUGCGUGCCCACAUCGGCGUGGUGCCCCAGGACACGGUCCUCUUCAACGACAACAUCCGCGACAAACAUCCGCUACGGACGAAUCUCUGCCAGCGACCACGAAGUGGAGGGGCGGCUAUCGCCGCAGACAUUCACGAGAAGAUCCAGACGUUCCCAGAAGGAUACGACACCCAGGUGGGCGAGAGGGGUCUGAAGCUGAGCGGGGGGGAGAAGCAGAGGGUGGCUAUCGCCCGGACCAUCCUCAAGGCCCCUCAGAUUAUCCUGCUGGAUGAGGCCACAUCUGCUCUCGACACACAGACGGAGCGCAACAUUCAGGCGUCGCUCACCAAAGUGUGCUCCAAUCGGACCACCAUCGUCGUGGCUCACAGGUUGUCGACCAUCAUCGGUGCCGACCAGAUUCUUGUUCUAAGUGACGGUCAGAUAGCAGAGCGAGGACGGCAUGAUGAGCUGCUGGCUAAGGGAGGGUUGUACUGUGACAUGUGGAUGAAGCAGCAACAUGCCCAGGACUCAGACUCAGCCUCUGACACAGAAGCCAAAGACAGGAAGUCUGAGAAACUACAGCCCCCAUCAGUCACUGCAGGCCACGGGAGCCACUGAGUAUAGAGUGAGAGGUUCAAGGAUAUGUAGACAUUGUGAGGAGAUGGAGGAGGACGAGAGAUGCAGUGAGAGUAUUAGAUACCUCAAAAGGCUGUUUUGUCUGCAUUUUUUCAGGUAUCUGUCCAUCGAGGUUCAUUCGGUCAUGAGUGAAGUUUUAAGCAGAUAUUUAUUGGGUAUUUAAUGUUUGAUCAUUCAAUCAAAAUGUUUGUGCCAUGAAUGCCUCGGGCCAUUUGUUUUUAAGUGUAUUCAGGAUCGUGUUCAUUAGGUUAACAGAAAAUGUUUUAAAAUGUUUUAAAAUCUAAA